GGAAGCGGCGGGGCUGAGGGGGGAGCUCGGAGCCGGGCCGGUCAUGGCGGAGCUGCCCGGCGGCGGGGCGCGGCUGCCGGAGCUGCUGGCCACGGGCUGGCGGCUGUGGGAGGAGGUGGAUGCCGGCACCGAGCCGUCCUCGGGGGCUCCGUCCGUGCAGGAGAAGGUGCGGCAGGGGCUGGGCGCGCUGCGGCAGGCGGCCGCUAUGGUGGCGGAGCUGGAGCUCUUCAGCGAGAACGAGGAGCUGGAGGAGGUGGCGUCGGCCGACCUGAGGUACCUGGCGGUGCCCGCCCUGCUGGGCGCCCUGACCCUGCGGCAGGUGGACGCCAGCCGCCGGCGGGAGCACCUGGAGGCGGCCCGGGCCCAUUUCUGCCGCUUCCUGCAGCUCUGCCGGGCCUACGGGCUCAGCGCCGCCCCGCCGCCCGCCGCCCCGGGGACCGAGAGGAGAGGAGGAGAGAAGGAGAAGGAGGCCGCCCGCACCGGUGCCCGCGGCCCCGCCGCCCAGCGCAGCCUGCUGGCUAUGGCAGCCGGCCGGCAGGCCAAGAUCGAGAGGUACAAGCGAAAGAAGGAACUGGAGAACAGGCUGGCCUCUAUGAGAACCUUUGUGGACAGUGGGCAGGCAGAUGAGGAUCAGAUGCGGGAAUUCUACCUACUGCAAAUCCAGAAAUGGGUCAACAUCAGCUUUGAGGAAAUCGAGAGCAUUGACCAUGAAAUGGUAAUCCUGAGGAACAGAGAUGCAGCGAAACAGUCUUCAGCACCACCUCACGGUACUUCCCGGCAAGUCAGAGCUCCACUGAAACCUUUCAUUCUUACCCGGGACGUUGUUCAGUCUAAGGUGUUUGGUGCUGGCUAUCCCAGCCUCCCAACUAUGACCGUAAAUGAUUGGUAUGACCAGCGCAGAAGGGAAGAAGCAAUGCAUGGUCAGAGUGCACCUCAGAAGCCAUCAGCAGAUACAGCUGAUGAAGAGUUGCAGAAGCAGCAGCAGGAGAAAAAGGAGGAGGAGGACGAUGAGGAAGCUCUUCAAAAAGCUCGAGACUGGGAUGACUGGAAAGAUACACACCCGAGAGGCUACGGCAAUCGGCAGAACAUGGGCUGACGCUGUGGCAGCAGAGAGCAGGGCCUGGAAAUCCUGUAAGAAUUGCCAUGUGUCUUGGCGAUAUAGGAAUAAAUGCACUGUACAUACGCAGAGGUGUCCUUGGCUUCUCUGGGAGUCACUGGAGUCGGAGGAGUAAACGCGACAAUUUGCUUUGGUUUACAUGAAAUGUCAGACUGAGAGCGAGCUCGUCAUGGACAGUGGCACCGCAGAGCUCCUGUCAGCGGGGCGCUGUCUGAGGGGCCAGACUGCCUCUGCUCUCCCAGUCAGAGGAAGUCCUUGAAAGAAAAGUACAUGAAUUUGGAAACUUCUCUUUGUAUUGUUGGUGGAUGUAUUUAUUUUUUUUCCUCUAUAUUUUAGACUAAAUAAAAUCUCUUGUUCUGCCUA
Messenger RNA from Anas platyrhynchos (mallard), 1480 nucleotides. RefSeq names its product immunoglobulin binding protein 1 (gene IGBP1). Lineage: Eukaryota; Metazoa; Chordata; Aves; Anseriformes; Anatidae. The record is from RefSeq and is a predicted model, not a curated record. Gene Ontology annotation, biological process: regulation of signal transduction; regulation of dephosphorylation. Gene Ontology annotation, cellular component: cytosol. Gene Ontology annotation, molecular function: protein phosphatase 2A binding.